UUUUGAGUGAGCCGCGUGCAAGGUCUAAUCCACUAGUGGAUGCGGAGCAAGCUCCGGUAGCCUACGAGCUGUCCCCUCUAUUUCUUAAUGGCAAGACCCGAUAAUGUCUGCCUAGCAUGGCUGUGGCUUCUGAACCGGAGACCCAAGGACCGUUAUGGCUUUUAGCCGAGUCUAUUCGGACCCCCUGUCCCGAGGAAUUUUCAAGAAAUUCGUGGUCAUGCUGUGUUCUCUCCUCACCUCCCUGUACCUCCUCCACUGCCUCACGGACCGCUGCAGCAGCAUGCCCACGCCGGUGAAAGCAUCCAGCCAAGUCGUGGGCUUCUUCGCCUCGGAACUACACGACUUGAGGUCGCUGAGGAGGAAAAGACUGUUACAGAAAUGGACCACAGGGUCCAAGCCGGGCUUGAGCUACGAGAGCGCCGACGACGCUAAACGCACCUCCGAGUACUCCCGGUUCAACGAUGCUGAUACCGGACAGGUUUUGUACGAACCGGGACAUCAGGUGGACAGUGAUAGCGAAAAGAACCGAGAACUGUCGCAUUAUAUGCAGCCUUCUUUGGGUGAUAUAGUUUAUUCGAAGAGAUUAGCACCUCGGUUUAUGGUGAAGACGGGGAGUACAGGUAAACUCAGUCCGCUUGGAGACGGGAGCAAGAAGCUUCCACAGGCGAUGAUCAUCGGGGUAAAGAAAGGAGGGACGCGCGCGCUGCUCGAGUUCCUCCGCGUGCAUCCAGACAUCCGAGCUGUGGGAGCCGAACCGCACUUCUUCGACCGCAACUACGAGAAUGGACUGGAGUGGUACAGGGAGCUGAUGCCCAAGACCCUGGAGGGCCAGAUCACCAUGGAGAAGACCCCCAGCUACUUUGUGACCAGAGAGGCCCCGGCCCGGAUCUCCGCCAUGUCCCGGGACACCAAACUUAUCGUGGUGGUGCGGGACCCCGUCACCAGGGCCAUCUCUGACUACACGCAGACGCUGUCCAAGAAGCCCGACAUUCCCACCUUUGAGAGCCUGACCUUCAAAAACAGGACUACGGGGCUCAUCGACACGUCCUGGAGCGCCAUCCAGAUCGGCAUCUAUGCCAAGCACCUGGACAACUGGCUGCAGUACUUCCCCAUGGGUCAGAUCCUGUUUGUGAGCGGGGAGCGUCUGAUCAGCGACCCGGCCGGAGAGCUGGGCCGGGUGCAGGACUUCCUGGGGCUCAAGAGGAUCAUCACUGACAAACACUUCUACUUCAACCAGACCAAGGGUUUCCCCUGCCUCAAGAAGGCUGAGGGCAGCAGCAAGCCCCACUGCCUGGGCAAAACCAAAGGGCGGACCCACCCCAAUAUCCACCCAGAGGUGGUGCAGAGGCUACGGGACUUCUACAGGCCUUUCAACAUGAAGUUCUACCAGAUGACUGGACAGAUAUUUGGUUGGAACGAUUGACUGGGCCUCAAGUACUGGAUGUUCAGU
Messenger RNA from Salvelinus namaycush (lake trout), 1450 nucleotides. Its product is annotated as heparan sulfate glucosamine 3-O-sulfotransferase 3A1. The transcript has 2 exons. NCBI's taxonomy places the organism in Eukaryota, Metazoa, Chordata, Actinopteri, Salmoniformes, Salmonidae. Bases 155 to 1423 code for a protein of 422 amino acids. Gene Ontology annotation, molecular function: [heparan sulfate]-glucosamine 3-sulfotransferase activity. The record is from RefSeq and is a predicted model, not a curated record.